This is a messenger RNA of Alosa alosa (allis shad), 2808 nucleotides long. Its product is annotated as GTPase IMAP family member 8-like. Lineage: Eukaryota; Metazoa; Chordata; Actinopteri; Clupeiformes; Clupeidae. The transcript is spliced from 5 exons. Gene Ontology annotation, molecular function: GTP binding. The record is from RefSeq and is a predicted model, not a curated record. The coding region runs from base 133 to 2544 and encodes 803 amino acids.
CACAGAUGAGGGACAGAUGAAUAUGCCAGGCUGCAAACGCUAAACUAAACUACCCCCUGUGCCACACCCGUUGGACGUAUCUAUGCACUUCUCUUCCCUCACUGGGAAACAUUUAAGGAUCCUUGUGUUGAGAUGGCAGCCGGAGUAUUGAGGUCACAUGCCGGUGUGCAGCAGCCUCUGUCCGACUACAGGAUUGUGCUGCUGGGGCACAGAAGCUCUGGGAAGACCUCAGUGGGGAGCUCCAUCCUGGGUUCGGACAGCGCCACCGAGGUGGGGCGGACUCUCCGCUGUGUCCAGAGGGAGGGGGAGGCAGCGGGCCGGCGUGUGGCCCUGGUGGAGGCGCCCGGCUGGUGGAAGAACUACUCGGUCAGGGACACCUCCGAACUGACCCGACGAGAGAUCCAGCUCAGCGCCGCUCUGUGUCCACCGGGACCGCACGCCUUUCUGCUGGUCGUGCGACUGGACGCUCCUUUCACAGAAAAGCACAGGCGAGUGGCGGAAGAGCACGUGGGACUCCUCGGCGAAAGAGCCUGGCAUUACACCAUAGUGCUCUUUACCUAUAAUGACCGCUUAGAAGAUGACCUUAUCGAGCAGCGCAUAGGAAGUGACAGGGAGGCCCAGCAUCAGCGCCUUGUUGAGAGAUGUCAGAAACGUUGUCACGUCCUCAACGUCGAUAAAAGGGGCGCCAGUCCUCAGGUCGUGGGGCUGCUGGAGAAAAUUGAUGAAAUGAUGGCGGGAAGCAAUGGCCAGUGUUACGAGGGAGAAGGAGUGAGAUGGGAGGAGUGGGUGGAGAGGAGGUCUAUAAAAGCCGUCAGAGCGGAAGAAAGGAUGGCAGGCCAGGAGCCACAGGAGGAAGCCAGGCCUGGACAGAGAGGUCAUCUUUCCAAGAUGAGGCUUUUACUGUUGGGCAGCAGAAGAGCUGGGAAGAGCUCAGCGUGUAAUACCAUCUUGGGCCGGCGCUGCUCCAGGCCUGGACGGACCACCCAGUGCGCGUUGAGCCAGGGGGAAGCUGCCCAGAGGCAGGUCACCGUGGUGGACACGCCCGGUUGGUGGAGGGGCGUCUCGGCGGCCGACACCCCGGAGCUGACCAAGCGCGAGGUGGCUCUCGCCGCGUCGCUGUGUCCCCCGGGGCCUCACGCGAUCCUCCUGGUCCACCGCGCGGACUUCUCCUUCGGGGACGAGGAGCUGAAGGCCUGGGAGGAGCACGUGGAGCUUCUGCUCGGCGGCGGGGGGGCCUGGGCGCACGCCCUGGUGCUCUUCACCCACGGCGACUGGCUCGGGGAGCGGUCGAGCUCCCAACAGUAUGUGAAGGCCGAGGGCGAGGCGCUACGACGUCUCGUGGAGAAAUGCGGGGGGCGGUCUCACGUCCUGGACAACAGCGUGAGUUGCGCUGACGGGUCACAGGUCGCAGAGCUGCUGGAGAAGGUGGAGGGGAUUGUCGGGGCGAGAGGUAGCCAUUACAUGCAGGACAGAGCGAGAACGAGAAGCCUGGAGAAGGGGAAGCUAGCGGCGCUGAAAAGGCCAGUCAGGAGGGCCAAGCAGCAGAGGCAGUGCAGGAGGACCAAAUCCUUCAAAGGAGACUCUGUCCAACUCUCUACUCUGAGGAUUGUGCUACUGGGUUACAAUCAGUCGGGGAAGACUUCCGCUGGGAACGCCAUCCUGGGCGCGGAGGCCUUCGACAUGAAGCACACCACCUCCUGUGCCCGGCGGCACGGAGAAGUGUCUGGACAGCAGUUCACCGUGAUCGACACGCCCGGUUGGCACAAGAGCACGCCGGCCGCGGGCACCCCGGUGUGGACCAGACAGGAAAUGAUGCGUGCGGCGUCGCUCUGCCCACCGGGGCCUCACGUCCUGCUGCUGGCGGUGCGUGCCGACGCGUCCUUCGGCGAGGACGAGGGGCGGUCGGCGCGGGAGCACCUGGAGCUUCUCGGUGGUGAGCGGAUCUGGUCACACACGCUGGUCCUCUUCACCUGCGCGGACUGGCUGGGCAGGGGCGCCACCAUCGAGCAGCACGUGGAGAGCGAAGGCCAGCCGCUGAGGGAGCUGCUGGACAGGUGCGGGAACCGCUACCACGCGCUCGGCAAUAAAACCGAUGGCGCCAAUGGCGCCGCAGCCAGCGGUCAAGUCGCCAGGCUGCUGGAGAAGGUGAAGGGGCUGGUGCUGCUCAACAGUGGCGGUCAUUUCAAUGCAGCAAGCCUGCGGUCAGAAGGAGAGGGGGACGGGGAGGAAGUGGACUCUGGCGAAGACAGACACCGGAGGAAGGACAUGCUGGAGUGGAACUGGACGAGACAGGAUGUGUCUGACGAGCCCAGGCGUCAGGCUGAAGGCAGAGUCCACAGGUCCACAAGGAACACCUCCAGCUGGUUCCACACAGAGGAAGCCAUCCAACCUGCAGAGACCCCCCGGCCUUCUGAUUGUCAGGAGAUGAGUGAAGAGGACGGCUCAGACGAUGUGUUUCUAGAAGAUUCUUCCACCGAGAGAUGUCCCCUUCUUCUCCCUGUCUGUGGAUCUCUCACACCAACUGUCCUAUCCUCAGAAAUAUGAGACAGUGUUUCCCUCCAGCAGCUGUGGGUUCUUCGGUCUAAAACACUCUGGUAGCAGAAGUAGUGUGUAAGUUGUGCGAUCCGCCGGCCAGUUUUCAAAACCCAAUGUGGCCCUUGAGCCAAAAAGUUUGCCCACCCCUGCCCUAGCCCCUCAGGCCCCUGUGUUAUAGUAGUUAUUUAGGGCGUACUCAUUGGGUGUCAAACAUGAACAUCUCUUCAUCCUAGUUUAUGCUUUGACUCUGAGGCUGUGCGUCAAAAUGUUAGU